UUCGGUCAGUUUGUCGUUGACGAAUAACGCAUACGUCAUAUGCUGUACACAUCGGCAGUUACGAUCGCCUCGACGCUUUUCCUUCUAGCCGAUUCGCGAUUAAAUUCGCUGUCACGUGUUCUUUCAAGUUUUCGGUUUUCUUAUCAAAAUUCUAAUAUAAUAAUUAUUAAUUAUCACGUUUGUACCCAUCGCAACAGACAACGGAGAGAAUAGAGGACGAUAUACAUCGAUCGAGUCUCAUAAUAUGCGUACACCAAAUUAUUGUCAUGCUACUCGUUUCUCAGCAAAUAAAUCUUGUAUUAUCGUAACUGUAGUUUAGUUUUCAAAGUGAAUAGACGUUUAGGUACUUGUCUAGGUACUUGCAUAGUUCGGAAAGAAGAGUCGCAAAAGACUAACGCGCAAUGUUGCAAUGAAAAUGCUAGUAGAACAUUCUUUUGUUUUUCUUUUUAGAAAUAUAUUAAGAUACGUACGUAUUAAAUACGUACUGCAUGGUAUGCAUACGCUACAAACAGCUUCCAACUUGGUUGCGUGGCCAUAGAGGAAAGGAGCAGCGCAUCGCUAGCUCCAUCUAGACUAACCUAUAAUAUUUCAAACAAAUUUCGAUUUACAGUUCAUGUUUACGUUUCAUGUUUAUCAUUGAAAUUCGUGGUUACAUCUAAUGAUAAAUCUGAUCAAUCCGUAUCCUUUACUUCUGGUAAAGGAUAUCAGAUUUAAAGCAGACUAAAGAAAAAUCUAUUCUCACUCGCCGAUCCUUCAGCUUCUAACGAUAUUUUUAAACGGCAACGGCAGGUUGUAGAACUUGUAACUGCGCCGCCUAUUGGACUGUAUUUCAGCAUAAUCGCGUGAUUAAUAAUCGUGUUGUCGAAUACAACAUUUCAGGUAUUGCUAAAUAAAACUAUGAAUUCGAUAGUUGUAUGCAUUCACGAUCAAAGUUACUCAAGUUUUUAGCGGUUUGACGUUGUACUGUCGUAUCUAAUCGAUGCACGAUAACCUCGUCUCGAGUGACUUUUUAGUUUGUCCAUGCAUGUGCUACAUUGCGCGCAUCGUUCUACACCAAAGAAUGUUAUGUGUCAUUCAAAGAUGAUAAAAAUAACAAACGAUUAAAAUCACCUGGAAAACAGUGUCUAGAUACACUCGAAUUGGAUAGAAUGACUCGCGAGAUGGGGGAUGUCGAAGAAUUUAAACUAGUUGUUUCUCGCCGAAAGAAACGCGUGUCUCACAUUCGAAACAAGUGUGAUUCGAAUGUACCUUUAUCAGUCAACGACAACGAGAACGAUCAUUUUAACGAUGUUAAUUGUGAAUCCCUUUUCGGAAGACUGCUCGAGACGGAGACUGAAUUUAGAGAUUCGUUGUUUGCCGAUAAUGUUUUCCACUGUAUAAAAACAUCUUUGAAUGCUUUGAAUGUCAGUGGUAUUUCAGAGAUACUGUGUUACGGUCUGGGUUCUUUCUCGAGUCAGAAAUCUGCCAAGUAUCAGUUGGCAUUGCUACUGUCUUUGAAAAAUCAUUAUUGUUCGCGAGUACGUGUGUACGAUCCAAUUUUUACCCCGAUAGAAAUGAAGCUUUUAACAAGAUUCGGCUUGGAUGUUUUAAAUGUUAACGAGGAAGGCAAACGGAUCGUCGAGGAUGAUACGACGCUUGUUUACAUGCCCCACUGUUCGAUACAUUUAAUUAAUAAUUUCCUCUAUGCCAAUUGGGGUAAGAGGUUAAGCAAAUGUAUUCUUUUGACUAAUAGCUUCUCCGUUGUGGUGGAUAAUUUAAUAGCAUCCAAUGUGUCUGUUCGAGUCGAUUAUAUCGUGCGUAUUCGACCAUACGUCAGAGAAAUUACUUUGCGAAAUAAUUUUCCGCACGAACAAGUAUUCAACGAUUUGAACAUUCACAUAUUUUUGGAAGAAGAUAUCGCUAAAGUGCCUGGGAAUUUCUGGACUGAGAGAAAAGAACCCUGCUACUCGAACACGAUCAUUGACUAUUUCACUGUGAAACAAACGGAAGAAAUAGAUGCUAAGAACUAUAAUUAUCUUUCUAGGUUGACUCGAUGACGAAAACCAACGUACAAUUGAUUCGUGCGCUUAUACAAGAAAUUCGACGGUCGACAUCCGAAGGAAAGGGGCAAAAUGAUAUCAUGGUGCGUUACAUUUUGGAGCAGGCACGGGCUCAUCGAGAAACUUCCGAAGUGUUGUGUAAAGC
This is a messenger RNA of Nomia melanderi (Alkali bee), 2184 nucleotides long. Its product is annotated as SRR1-like protein. The record is from RefSeq and is a predicted model, not a curated record. NCBI's taxonomy places the organism in Eukaryota, Metazoa, Arthropoda, Insecta, Hymenoptera, Halictidae. Gene Ontology annotation, cellular component: nucleus; cytoplasm.